AGUCGACUUUAAUGAAGUGCAUUCGCCGGGAUAUAUGUUAUGUUUUUCCUCGGUGUCAGAGAGCGAGACAAAUUAGUCUCAUUUAAACACCGUGAGUGAUUGACUCUCACAAGACCGAACCAGGACUUUCUACAUAUAAACAUGAAUAUAUUUUGUACCUCGUUUAACCUGUGUUAGGAGGCAGGUGGAGCAGGAAGACUUUUCAACUCGGUAACUUUUACACGCUGUGAACUUUUCCUGUUGACCCAAAACCCGAAAAAAAAGGUAUGAUUUCUAACCGGACUUUCACGCUGGGACGGGUGCUCGAGAAGGAGGUGUUGGCUGUGAAGGAGCUGACCAAGCCGGGAGUGCAACUGGUGUUGGCCCUGGCACUGUCCGUGCUGCUCGGACUGCAGGUUUGGAAGUGGCUGCAGCACCAGCUCCGGGAAUGGGACCGCCCGAGCCUUCCUGGCCCUUUCCCCUGGCCCGUGAUCGGCAACGCGGCUCAGCUCGGCGACCUACCCCACAUCGCAUUCUGCAGGAUGGCCCGGAGGUACGGUAACAUCUUCCGCCUGAAGCUGGGCAGCUGCACGGUGGUGAUGCUGAACGGCGAGGAGGUCAUCCGCCAGGCUUUGAUCCGGCAAGGCGCCGACUUCGCGGGGCGUCCCGAUUUUACCUCCUUCGAUGUGGUGAGUGGCGGCCGGAGUUUAGCUUUCAAAAGCAAAGGCCAGAUAUGGAAGUUGCAGCGCAAGGUCGCACACUCCACCGUCAGGGCUUUCUCUACCUUCAACGUAAACGCCAAGAAGAUUUUCGAGGAACACGUGGUGUGCGAGAUGCACCAGCUGAUCCGCCUUUUCCUGAACAAGAGCCGAGAGGGAGCUUUCUUUAACCCGUGGAACAACUUGAUCGUGACCGUGGCCAAUAUCAUGAGCGCCGUUUGCUUCGGCAAGAGGUACAGUCACAGCGACGCUGAGUUCCUGGCGUUGCUGUCCAACAACGACCGCUUCGGGAGAACGGUAGGAGCGGGCAGCCUGGUAGAUGUCAUGCCCUGGCUCCAGUACUUCCCCAAUCCCAUCCGCACCAUCUUCAACGACUUCAAGCAGAUCAACCGGGAGUUCUACGACUUCAUCCAGGAGAAGGCGAAACAGCACCGCCUCACCUUCCGCCCGCAACGGAUCCGCGACAUGCUGGACGCCUUAAUACGGUCGAUCGAAUACCAGCAGGGCGCUGGGCUCAGUCCCCACUACGUAGAGGCCAGUCUGACCGACAUCUUCGGGGCCAGUCAGGACACCCUGUCCACAGCUCUGCACUGGCUGAUCCUGCACAUGAUCUGGAAGCCCGAGCUGCAGAGGAAGAUCCAGGAGGAGGUGGACCGCGUGGUGGGGAGGCAGCGUCUCCCCACCUUCCAGGACGAACCACAUCUGCCCUACCUGGUGGCUUUUCUUUACGAGUCCAUGCGCUUCAGCAGCUUCGUGGCGCUCACCAUCCCUCACUCCACCACCAAGGACACGCUGCUCCACGGAUACCACAUCCCCAAGGACACGGUAGUUUUCGUCAACCAGUGGUCCGCCAACCAUGACCCCGAGAAGUGGCCGAAGCCUGAGCUCUUCGACCCCAACAGGUUCCUGAACGAGGACGGGAGCGUGAACAAGGACCUGACAAACCGGGUGAUGAUCUUCUCCCUGGGGAAGAGAAGGUGCAUCGGCGAGGAGCUGUCGAAGAUGAACCUCUUCCUCUGCAUUGCCCUGCUGACCCAUCAGUGCACCUUCAGGGCCAACCCCAACGAGAAGCUGACGCUGGACUUCACAUACGGCUUAACCUUGAAGUCCAAGCCCUACACCAUCAACGUGACCCUGCGGGACUCCAUGGAGCAUUUACAGGCGGCCGCGCAGAGAAUGGAGCAAGCGGAGGACAAGCAAUGAGCAGCAAGCCACCAUCAACCCUUUACUUUGAAAACAUAAACGCGAUUCUAAAGAAAGAGAUCUGGUCCGCGGCACUUGACAACUCUUCUGGUCGCUGGUUGCGGGUGCUGGAGCGAAUCCAACCCGUGGCGGAGAUUAGGCUGAAAUUCAGUUAUUUGUACGACGGAACUGACAGAAGCGCUCUGAGUGCAGGUUUAAAAAUUGAAAUUAUGUAGAAAUUAGUUUUGAUAAGUGUAUAUGUCACUCAAUCCGACUGACAAUAAACUCUUCCCCAGCCUAACCGGGUUUCAGCGAUAUUGGCUUGCCUUCUCCGGAGGCAUUAAUUUGUAAAAAAAAAGGCUCUGAACGUUCAGACGGCAGUAUUUGAGACUCGGCCGGAUGAUGACAGACGGGCACUGGACUCGGCAAAUGAUUGUGCAGGGGAAACGUA
This is a messenger RNA of Hypanus sabinus (Atlantic stingray), 2331 nucleotides long. It is a transcript of the gene cyp1b1, whose product is annotated as cytochrome P450 1B1. Gene Ontology annotation, molecular function: steroid 17-alpha-monooxygenase activity; iron ion binding; heme binding. The record is from RefSeq and is a predicted model, not a curated record. NCBI's taxonomy places the organism in Eukaryota, Metazoa, Chordata, Chondrichthyes, Myliobatiformes, Dasyatidae. The coding region runs from base 267 to 1901 and encodes 544 amino acids. Gene Ontology annotation, biological process: hormone biosynthetic process; progesterone metabolic process. The transcript has a single exon.